Molecule: messenger RNA, 609 nt
Organism: Orycteropus afer afer
Lineage: Eukaryota; Metazoa; Chordata; Mammalia; Tubulidentata; Orycteropodidae
Gene: RCVRN
Product: recoverin
Exons: 3
Coding region: 1-609 (202 amino acids)
Molecular function (GO): calcium ion binding
Source: RefSeq, a predicted model, not a curated record
AUGGGAAACAGUAAGAGCGGGGCCCUGUCCAAGGAGAUCCUGGAGGAGCUGCAGCUGAAUACCAAGUUCACAGAGGAGGAGCUCUGCACCUGGUACCAGUCCUUCCUGAAGGAGUGCCCCAGCGGCCGCAUCACACGGCAGGAGUUCGAGAGUAUCUAUUCUAAAUUCUUCCCAGAUGCUGACCCCAAGGCCUAUGCCCAGCAUGUGUUCCGUAGCUUUGAUGCCAACAGUGAUGGCACCCUGGACUUCAAGGAGUAUGUCAUCGCCCUGCACAUGACCACUGCAGGCAAGCCCAACCAGAAGCUAGAGUGGGCCUUCUCCCUCUAUGACGUGGAUGGCAAUGGCUCCAUCAGCAAAAGUGAAGUGCUUGAGAUUGUUAUGGCUAUUUUCAAAAUGAUCAACCCUGAGGAUGUGAAGCAUCUUCCAGAUGAUGAAAACACGCCAGAAAAGCGAGCUGAGAAAAUCUGGAGAUUUUUUGGAAAGAAAGAUGAUGAUAAACUUACAGAGGAGGAGUUCAUUGAGGGGACCCUGGCCAAUAAAGAAAUCCUGCGACUGAUCCAGUUUGAGCCUCAAAAAGUGAAGGAAAGGUUAAAGGAAAAGAAACCCUGA